AUGAACGAUCAGACGGAUUGGAACGAAACGAUUCGAAUGCGACAAAUUGGUAUUUUAUCCUCUCUUUCGUAUUUAUUCUCACGUUUCAUGCUUGUUGAGAGUUCGGACGUAACUUCUUUGAAACAAAUGUUAAACCUCAAUCAACCAUUGCCAAUGUCGAUGGCUGUGGAACCGGUCUGGAAAAUACUUAUUUUGGAUCGCUAUGGGCAAGAUAUCAUAUCUCCGUUGCUAACGAUCAAACAGCUGAGGGAUUUGGGAAUUACUUUGCAUUUACUUCUAAACAGCCAUCGUGAAAUCUUGCCCGACGUACCUGCUGUAUAUUUCAUUUCUCCUACCGAUGAAAACGUUGAAAUAAUUUGCAAUGACUUCAACAAAGGAAUGUAUGAUAGCUAUUAUUUGAAUAUGAUUAGUCCGUUGAGUAGACCGCGCCUUGAGCAAUUAGCGUCUGCUGCUGUCCGUGGUGGAACUGUGCAGCAUGUUCAGAAGCUAAUGGAUCAGUUUUUGAACUUCAUCUCAUUGGAGGACGACUUGUUUGUACUGCGAAGAUAUAGCGAAAACAGUCCCUUCUCAUUUUACGCAAUAAGUGAUCCUGCAAUGACUCCACAACAGAUGGAAGUUCUCAUUGAUACUGUUGUUGACGGUUUGUUUUCGGUAUGUGCAACAUUGGGUGUAGUGCCUAUUAUACGUUGUUUGAAGGAUAAUGCUGCAGAACAAGUUGCCGUGCGUUUAGACCAGAAGUUACGUGAUAAUUUCCGUGAUGCUCGUAACAACUUGUUUGUACAAGACAGUGUUCGCGCUGGACGACUGAUUAUUCAUCGACCUGUUUUAAUCAUUGCCGAUCGUGGCAUGGAUAUAGCAACAAUGCUUCGUCAUACAUGGACUUAUCAAGCUCUUAUACAUGAUUUAUUAGAUUUGGAUUUAAAUCGUGUCGUAAUUAAAGAUAAAACUGGAAGAAGGAAGGAAUACGACAUGAAUUCACGUGACAAGCUGUGGAUAGGACAUAAAGGAAGUGCUUUUCCAUUAGUUGCGGAAGCAAUACAGGAAGAAGUUGAAGCCUAUAAAAACAGCGAAGAUGAGAUCAAACGUCUGAAACACGCUAUGGGUGUGGAUGAUGUGGAGUCCGACGAAACCGUAAGUUUAUUGAGUGAUGCAACAGCUAAAUUAACCUCUACAGUUGGCUCACUUCCAGAAUUGUUAGAAAAAAAACGCUUAAUCGAUUUGCAUACAACCGUUGCAACUGCAGUCCUAGAUGAAAUUAAACAAAGGAAGCUUGAUGUCCUUUUUGAGGCCGAAGAAAAAAUAAUGAACGGAUUAUUGAGCGGUGCAAGUAUUAUAGAGCUGAUGCGUCAGUCUGGUGUUCACGAAGACACUUUGCGAGUUAUGCUGAUCAGUUAUCUGUGUUCCUCUAAUACUUUUCAGGAUGAAAUAAGAGAGCAGGCUGAUUAUCUGAAAGAAGUUGGCUUGGAUGAUGCAGCCCUCAAAUAUGUCAAGCAAUUAAGGUCAAUAUCAAAUAUGAACCUAAAUCGUGUAACAAACGAUUAUUCUGGCGGUGGUAUUAAAACUGAUAAUAUGUUUGCAAAUUUACUUAAUCGUGGCUCACAGUUAUUUAUGGAAGGAAUGGUUGAUACAAUUCUUACGGGCAGUUUUCAAAGUAAUUCACGAUGCAAUGAUGCUGAAUUUCGAUAUUAUGAUCCGAAAUUAAUGCAUUCCACUGGCAAAGAGCCUCAACGUGCGCGUGGUAAUCCGCCACAGGAUGUUAUAGUUUUUGUUAUCGGUGGUGGAAAUUAUGUAGAAUACCAAAAUAUUGUGGAUUAUGGUAAAUCAAAAGGUCUUGCAAGGAUAACAUAUGGUUGCACGGAAUUAGUUAGUCCGAAGCAGUUUGUUGAGCAGUUGACCCGUCUUGGCCGAGAAAUGUCAUAA
Acanthocheilonema viteae is the source of this 1920-nucleotide messenger RNA. The record is from the annotation of a GenBank genome assembly. NCBI's taxonomy places the organism in Eukaryota, Metazoa, Nematoda, Chromadorea, Rhabditida, Onchocercidae.